AACAACUCUAACUAGUAUUUGUAAUAUUAAGCGAAUUUGAAUCUAAUAUACUAGUUGAGGUAUCAAUACAUGGAAUGGUGACAUGCGGGGUUAUCAGUAUCGAAUAUAAGAAUCAACCAUCACAAAGCCUUCUAUGCCCCAGAAAGUCCACGAGUACCCUGCUCAAACGUCGUAAGGCAUCUUGAUAGGGCCUUGGCGUACCGUCUUUCUUACCUUUUCUUACUUUUUCUUAUUUUGUUGAAAGACGAGCAGGGACAAGUGCUAUAUCCCGGCAGAUAAUACACACAUCUGGUGAUGCUUCCCAGUUUCUAACAUUAACUUCAUUCCACCCGGAUCCAAAUUUUGCAAGUUUUCAUCAUGGGAGACCAGGAAAGUGUAGCCAUGACAGACACCGACAGCGUAACGUCUCACAGUGGCCUUCUAGAUGAAUCUGAUUCCUUGAAUGGUUUCCCUCCUCAUUCAAUUGCUGUUAUCGGCAUGUCAGGCAGGUUUCCUGACGCAGAAUCGGUUGACGAGCUUUGGGAGCUGUUGCUUCAAGGGAAAUCCACAGUGAAACGUGCAGAUGUUGAGCGGCUUCAAUUAUCCCAGACCGGGAAUCAUACAGACACGAGUUGGUGGGGAAAUUGGCUUCGAGAUCCAACAGCUUUUGAUCACCGCUUCUUCAAGAAGUCCUCUCGGGAGGCCAUCGCCUGGGAUCCGCAGCAAAGAGUCUUGCUUCAGGUCGUUUACGAAGCAUUAGAAUCAUCUGGCUACUUUGGCCCCUCGUCUACUUCCGAGACAGAUGACUACGGAUGUUAUGUUGGAGCAGUUAUGAAUAGCUACUACGAGAAUCUUGCGUGUCAUCCUCCCAAUACAUACGCCACUAUUGGGACUGGGCGGGCAUUUCUGAGCGGUUCUAUAAGCCAUCAUUUUGGGUGGAUAGGCCCGUCAUUAACUAUUGAUACCGCUUGUUCAUCGUCCCUCGUGGCUAUCAACACAGCUUGCCGAGCUAUCUGGUCGGGCGAGUGCACCCGGGCUGUUGCCGGUGGUACCAAUGUUAUAUCGAGCCCUGGUGACUAUCAGAACCUGCAAUCAGGAGGCUUCCUCAGUUCGACUGGGCAGUGUAGACCAUUUGAUGCUAGUGCCGAUGGUUAUUGUCGAGGAGAAGGAGUUGGAGCAGUUGUUCUUAAGCGACUUUCCGAAGCAGUGACAGACAAGGAUAACAUCCUUGGUGUAAUUGUUGGUUCUGCAGCAAAUCAAAACCAUAACUUCAGCCAUAUCACGGUGCCUCAUGCGGAUUCGCAGGCCAAUCUCUAUAACAAAGUAAUGAAAAUGGGAAACGUAAGACCAGAGACUGUCACAUACGUCGAGGCUCACGGAACUGGAACUCGUGUUGGUGAUCCGGUCGAGGUCAGUAGUAUUCGCGAUGCAUACGGUGGACCUCAAAGAGAUUCAACUCUCUACUUCGCUUCCAUCAAGGGAAAUAUUGGUCAUACGGAGGCCGCUGCUGGUGUUUCUGGCCUGAUCAAGGUUCUUCUCAUGAUGAAGCAUAGAAAGAUACCUAGGCAGGCCAGCUACAAAGAACUGAAUCCACAAAUCCCCUCUCUAGACCAGGAUCGAAUGGCAAUACCAACAAGUGUCAUGCCCUGGAACCCUCCUGUCCGUUUAGCAUGUGUCAAUAGUCACGGCGCGGCUGGAAGCAAUUCGGCACUUUUACUACGCGAGAAACCGCCUCUGAAUACUACAGUGAUACCCUCAUACCUCAAGAGGUAUCCACUCAUUUUCUCUGCCGGGUCCCCCAACAGUCUCUCCAUGUAUAGCAAAAAGCUCCUCGAUUGGGUGAAGGGAGCCAAAGAUGUGACUCCUAACCUUCUAGCGACGCUAACAUUUAAUCUUGCUGACCGAACAAACCACAAGCUUCCAUACAUUUUUUCCAAGUCAGUAUCAAGCAUCCAAGAUCUUGAGUCCAAGCUAGAAGCAGGGUCUUCCGGCCUGGGCAUAGACACAGUUCACAAUCCUAAACCAGUGGUCCUGGUGUUUGGAGGUCAGGAAAGCGACUAUGUUGGACUGUGUCGAGACAUCUUCGACAACUCAAAGAUUUUCCGUACCCAAAUUGACCUUUGCAAUGAUAUAAUAGUGUCAAAAGGAUUGGAAAGCCUUUACCCAGCCAUCUUCAAAAUGGAGCCGAUAGCCGACCUAACAACGUUACACACGGCUCUUUUCGCUGUGCAAUAUGCUUCCGCUAAGGCAUGGAUAGACUCCGGGCUGUGUGUUGAUGGAGUAGUCGGGCAUAGCUUUGGCCAGUUGACUGCGCUUUGUAUAUCAGGCUGCCUCUCGCUUGCCGACACGUUGACAUUGGUAGUUGAAAGAGCGAUUUUGAUGCAAGAAUACUGGGGUAGCGAGCGAGGAGCCAUGCUAUCUCUGCAGACAGACCGUGGUACCGUGGACCAAGUUCUUCAGUUCCUCAGGACUCAGAAUAGUGGCUUCUACGCCGAAAUUGCAUGCUAUAAUGGCCCCAGAAGCUACGUGGUAGUGGGUUCUUCUGAAUCUGUCAACUCUCUAGAGCAUCACGUCUUUGAAAACCCAUCUCUACGCGGCUCAGUCCGCACCAAGAGGCUUCGAGUCACGCAUGGUUUUCACUCGCGCUUCACCGAGCCCAUACUAGCUCGUCUCACAAAAGUGGCCAAACAAUUGUAUUGGAAGCGACCUACGCUACACCUCGAGAUAUGCGAUGAGCUUGGCGGUAUCACCGAGCCCGACUUUGAAAUUAUCGCACAGAGCACGAGGCGCCCAGUAUUCUUUCAACAAGCAGUAGAGAGGCUCACGAAACGUUUCUCUGAGAUUACUUGGAUUGAGAGUGGCCGGGGGUCUUCGGUGAUCCAACUCGUCAAAGAUUCAGUAGUAGAUACGCAAGGACACGCGUUUUUAUCCCCGCAGCUCUCGUCUUCCAGUGCGCAAGACUCUCUCACAGACGCAACUAUUGAGCUCUGGAAACAUGGAUAUGCAGUCCAAUAUUGGCCAUUUCACAGAAGCCAAAAGCUAGAGUACGAGCACCUAAGCCUGCCAGCGUAUCAAUUCGAGAAAACAAGACACUGGCUCCCGUAUGUGCGAAAAGCUCCCGAGAGAGAAGUUGAGCAAGACAAAAUAAUAGAAAAGACACAUGAACUCAUUACCUUUUUGCAGUUCAAGGAUAAAUCCGAAAAGGAGGCAUUGUUUCGAGUUGAUCCCCGAUCCGAUCGCUUCCAGACUCUAGUCGGUGGCCAUGUUAUAGCUGGCGAGACGCUUGUUCCAGCGGCUUUGUUCUUCGAGAUCAUAGUACGCGCAGCCUUAUACCUUCAGAAUCGUACCGAUACAGAAGAAUAUGUGCCCACCGUGAAGGACUUGGCUAUGAAUUAUCCAAUUGGUCGCCAAAGCUCUACCGAGAUCACACUGACGCUGAAGCGCCUGGAAGAUAUAUAUCCUUCAUGGUCAUUCAGCAUUACCACCAAGAACGGCGAGCGCGAGGUCGCAGAGUCCUCCAAGCAAUCAACAGGCAAAGUCUGCCUUAAGAAGCGUGGUGACACACAAGCAGCCCGGGAGUUCAAGCGAUUUGAGACGCUGACAGGCCAUCGCCGAUAUCGAGAAGUUCUUGAUCACCCAUGCUCGGAAAAGAUGCAGGGGAAGCAUCUCUAUCGUGCUUUUGGUAGUAUAGUCAACUAUGGCGAAUCUUACCAAGGCGUCAAGGAAAUAGCCUGCCUGAAAUGUGAAGCUGCUGGAAAGGUUAUAAUGUGUCCAGAUAUAGCGGCCACGGACCAGCGUCUUUGUGAUACUCUUAUGAUUGAUAGUUUUAUGCAGCUUUCAGGGUUCUUGGUAAAUUAUUUCAAUAACCCAAGCCUUGAUGAUAUUUUCCUUUGCAUGCACAUCGAGCACGCUGAGAUCGGCGGAAACUUCAAUCCCAACGCCAAAGAGUGGAUCGUCUAUGCUACUCAGGGCGAGGACGAUGACAGUGAUGCCUCAUCCGAUAUCUACGUAUUCGAGGCCGAGAGUAAGAGAAUGGUCAUGGCAGUCUUCGGUUGCCGCUUCAUGAAAAUGCGGAAAGAUGUCCUUGCGCAGAUCCUGAAAGAUGCCAACCAUCCUACCGCUGCGACAUUCUCACGCACAGAAGCACAGAAGCCAGUGACUCGAGUUAUUGAAACCCCGACUCCGGUUCGAUCAGAACCUCUGACAAAGAGAUCCUUAGGCAAGCGGGAUGAGGUUUUUAAAAUCUUAUCCAACGUUACGGACUAUCCUGUCGACGAGAUCAAAGGUGAAUCUACCUUGGAAGACUUUGGAAUUGAUUCGCUUAUGGCGACUGAGGUUUUGAACGAUAUUAGAACGGCCUUUGACCUAAAUAUUGAUCUGACGAGCUUUCUAUUGUUUCGUACGAUCAACGCUCUUGUGGCCCAUGUCAACGAAAGCCUUGGAUUGAAUAUUGAAAAUGGCGACCUGGGUGCAGCACCAUCUCUGGGUGAAUUUAAUGGCAUUGAUUCAAGUUUGAUGGAGGAGAUCGAGGUUUCUUCGAAAACCAUUCCAGAAAGGGUCGACCGACCUGCUAUUGCUUCAGCGUUCAGCGAUUUCAAUAAGAUGAGGCUUGGGUAUGACGACAUUGCCGAGAGAACCAAAGCCGCCGGCUUCUUGACUGAGGCUUAUCCGCACCAGGCCAGACUCGUGUUGGCCUAUGUUAAAGAGGCCUUCGCGAAACUCGGAUGCGACUGGACAAGUCUCCGGUCUGGCGACCGUAUCCCACAAUUCAAGGUUCUACACAAACAUAAACAAUUGAUGCGACAACUUCAUCGAGUGCUCGAAGACGGGAACUUGAUUUCAUCAACAAACCAAGGCUUCGUUUUGGCCGAUUCUCCUAUCGAUGGAACUCCUGCAGAAUCCAUCUAUCAGCAAAUCCUGGGUCUUCACCCUCAGCAUGACGUCGUCCUGAAGCUGGUGAGGUCAGUGGGGUCUCAGUUGGCUAGUUGCUUGACUGGCGAGAAAGAUGGCUUACAGGUAGUAUUUGGCGACAGGGAAACAAAGCAGACGUUGGAAGCGAUGUACGAGUUCUGGCCCCUUCUCCGCUCCGCCACUAUUCUUCUUGGCGAUAUUUUGCUGGAGACCUUCACUAAUUCCCAUGGAAGUGGGAAGUUCCGCAUCCUUGAGGUUGGCGCCGGAACUGGUGGCACAACCCGUUACAUUGUGAACCAUCUCAGGAGUCAUGGUAUCCCUUUCGAGUACGUCUUUACAGACAUCUCAGCCUCGCUUGUGGCAGCCGCGAAGAAAAAGUUCACCGGCAUCGACAAUAUGUCGUUCCAAGUCCUGGACCUCGAGAAACCCGUUGAUGUGGAGUACGCGGAAUCUUUGCACUGCAUUAUCGCGACGAAUUGCGUCCAUGCAACGAGAGAUCUCGUGGUAACUCUCUCCCACCUACGCAAGAUGCUCAGGGGAGACGGAGCGCUAAUGUUGGUGGAAACCACAAAGAACAUGUUUUGGCUCGACAUCGUAGUCGGUCUAUUUGAAGGAUGGUGGUUAUUUGAAGACGGCCGCUCGCACGCGCUGGUGGACGAAAAGCAUUGGGAGCGAGCUUUGAAGGCAUCAGGAUUCGGUCAAGUUCUGUGCUCAGACGGUGACACGCCGGAAGCUAAGACGGUACGUGUUAUCGGGGCCUUUCCAUGCCUAUCUCCGGCCCAGAUGGACGGUGUUUCACCGCCCAUCAAGCGUGUGAAUGCCGCUUUGGAGACAGUAGUGUAUAAGAAGGUAGGAGAGCAAGAAAUCCACGCAGACAUAUACUACCCUCCUGAGGGCUUGUCUUCCAGUAAAAAGCUUCCCAUCGCUCUGAUGAUCCAUGGCGGUAGCCAUAUUCUCUUCUCCAGGAAAGAUGUUCGACCGGCCCAAACAAACCUUCUGCUCGAAAAGGGAUUCCUACCAGUUAGCUUGGACCAUCGACUUUGCCCAGAAGUGAACUUGGUUGAAGGAGCAAUGGUGGACAUACGGGACGGCCUCUACUGGGCUCGUCAUGAGUUACGAAGCAUCGUGGCUGCUCGUCGAUCAGGUUUACAGAUCGACGAAGAAAAAGUCGUAGUGGUAGGAUGGUCUUCGGGUGGCCAGCUCGCCAUGUCGCUCGCUUGGACGGCGCCCCACAUAGGGUUGCAACCGCCGGAGGCCAUUCUUGCAUUUUACUGUCCUACAAAUUACGAGGACGACUGGUGGAAACGCCCGAUCCAGCCCAUCGGCGCCGAAGACCAGGGCCAAGAGUACAACGUGCUCGACGGGGUUCAAGACCACCCUAUCACCAACUACGAUGCGGUACGCGCGUGGGAACCUCUUUCUGAGCCGGGCAUCCACACAGACCCUCGGUGCCGCAUUGUGCUGCACAUGAACUGGAAGGCACAGACACUUCCAAUCAUACUCGGCGGGCUGCCCAGCCGGAAGGGAAGCCAGCAGCAGCCGGAAAUUAAGAACUGGAACGCUCUGCCGCAGCCAAGCCUGGACAAGAUCGUAGCUGCCAGUUCGCUCGCACAGAUUCGUCGUGGAAAUUACCGGACGCCUACGUUCUUGGUCCAUGGCACAGCAGACGACCUAAUUCCCUGGGAGCAGAGUCAAGCCACCUACGAAGCUAUGCUCGAGAAGAAUAUCCCAGCCCAGUUAGCUCUAAUCGAGGGCGCGCCACACAUUUGCGAUCGGAGCAGCGAUCCGAACUCGGAGGGCUGGAAGGCGACAGUGAAAGGAUAUGAAUUUAUUGCGUCGAUCGUCUUUGAUUCGUGAGAUGGCAAUUCUCGUUAUAAAUUGUUAUUUUAUUUAAUAUAAACUUUGAAUCAAUACAAUGAUUAUAGAAGUAAACCA
Messenger RNA from Botrytis cinerea B05.10, 6825 nucleotides. RefSeq names its product Bcpks19 (gene Bcpks19). The coding region runs from base 358 to 6747 and encodes 2129 amino acids. The record is from RefSeq and is a predicted model, not a curated record. Lineage: Eukaryota; Fungi; Ascomycota; Leotiomycetes; Helotiales; Sclerotiniaceae. Gene Ontology annotation, biological process: secondary metabolite biosynthetic process; fatty acid biosynthetic process. Gene Ontology annotation, molecular function: fatty acid synthase activity; phosphopantetheine binding; 3-oxoacyl-[acyl-carrier-protein] synthase activity. The transcript is spliced from 2 exons.